Molecule: messenger RNA, 650 nt
Organism: Macroventuria anomochaeta
Lineage: Eukaryota; Fungi; Ascomycota; Dothideomycetes; Pleosporales; Didymellaceae
Exons: 1
Coding region: 131-352 (73 amino acids)
Source: RefSeq, a predicted model, not a curated record
GGUUUGACGAAGACGCGUCUGUAGCGUUUCAUUGUUGCUGUACAUACAAGACGAGCGUAUUGAGAUGGCCCUAAUAACAUAAUCCAUCUCCAUUCAUAGACGCACUCGCGCACGCUGCAGCUCCCCAUACAUGUCACACCACCACUCGCCCGCAACUACUCACCCACAAAGUAAUUCUCACGAUUCGCUCCAUCACGCACAGUGUUCCGCACCCCUUGCCCUCGCCAUCCCCACGAUUCACGCUCCCCUCCAUCUCUUUCACACACGAACCACAAUAUCGUUUCCCACUUUCCCCAUCCAGCUCCAUCCGUAUCUCGAAUCCGACCCUUACAAUGCCAUUGUUCGCCCUUGAUGAAAACCCUUCGCAACACCUACCCUUGCACUUCGGCGAGGUGACAGCACUGACAGGCACUUACCAUGCAUGUCUGCGGCGCAGUUGCGAAGAGAGGUUGUAGGACCCACAGCCACGUUGCCGCGUGAUCGCAUCCGGUUCCCCUAUGCGAGAUUCCCUGAGAUCGUAUAACGUGUACCCGAAUACGGCGGGAGAAUGCCGGUAGAAGAACGGAAGGAUUCGAGGAUUGAGGAUGGAAAUUAAAACGGUUGUGCGGCGUGCUCCGCGGAGAGAGGAUGGUGUGGCGUGACUGGCGUAA